AUGAGCAGCAGUGGAGGCUAUGGACUCCCUGUGGGAGGACCACCUAAUUACCCGCCUCAGAUGAUGCGUGGACCGCCGCUUGCAGGUGUCGUGCCCCCCAUGGGACAAGGAGUGUCUGUUCCUGGUCCCCCGCCACCCGCUGGAUCUGUAAGUCUGGGACCGCCUAGUGCACAGAACGGACUCACACAUCAAUUUGCCAAGAUGGGAAUUAAUGGACAUCCGAGUCCAGGCUCUGCAGAAUUGCAAAGAGGUUCCGUGCCGAUGGGAGGAGCGAUGGCACCUCCACCUGUCAUUCAACACCACCAGCAUUCGAUGAUGCCCCCAUCAGCUAUGAACCAACAACAGCAGCAGUCUGUGAUAAAACAGCAACAUACAUCUGAUGCGAACAAGAACAACCUUCCAAGUGGAAAUUUUCAACAGCCUAAUAACAUGAUGAACGAUGGCUAUAGAGGAGAGUCGGGUUUCCAGGGACAACAGUUGCGGCAGGAGACACCAUUGAGCAACGAGAUGAUGGCGUCGCAAUGCAACCCUCGAUACAUGCGAUUAACAGUGAACGCGCUGCCACACUCGCUGGACCAUGCAAACAAGUCGAAACUGACAUAUGGACUUAUUAUCCGACCGUUUGCACCGACUGAUGAGGGUAAAGACUUGGAUGUGGUAAAUUUUGGCACUACCGGUGUUGUCCGUUGCCGUCACUGCCGCACUUACGUAAAUCCGUUCGUACAGUGGGUAGACAACGGCCGUCGCUGGCGGUGCAACCUCUGUGGAGUAUCAAACGAGGUCGCCAGUUCAUACUUCUGCCACUUGGGUGCCAAUCAACUGCGUCAAGAUCGCGACGAGCGACCGGAGCUAAAUUCAGGCAGUGUGGAGAUUGUUGCUCCUUCAGAAUACAUGAUGCGUCCUCCGCAGCCACCCUGCUUCAUGUUUGUUAUUGAUGUUUCAGCUACCGCUGUGACAUCAGGAUCAGUCAAGGUCGCAGUUGAUACGAUCAGGGAGCAGCUUGACAACCUUCCUGGUGCACCAAGGACGCGUAUAGGCUUUCUCACGUAUGACAACACAAUUCAUUUCUACAACUUAAAGUCGACACUAAAGGCCCCACAAAUGAUGGUGGUGGCUGAUCUAGACGAACUCUUUAUUCCUAUUCCGGAUGAGCUGCUUGUAAAUUUGAGCGACUCUCGUGAGAUUGUUGAGAUGUUGCUUGAAACGUUGCCGAUCAUUCAUCAGAACGCACGCUCUGCCGAAACUGCAUUGGGACCCGCUAUCCGUGUCGCUUUUAAGCUCAUGUCGUCAAUUGGUGGCAAAAUGGUCGUCUUUCAGAACUCGCUGCCAUCAACUGGAAAUGGAGCACUCCGAAACCGUGACAAUCCUCGUUUGUACGGAACAGACAAGGAACAUACUUUGCUUCAGGCCGCGGAUACGUUUUACCGAACAAACGCCAUUGACUUUUGCCGCCAGCAAGUCAGCGUUGACAUGUUUCUAUUUUCAUCCAUGUAUACUGACAUCGCCUCGUUGGGCUCACUGUCAAAAUACUCAGCAGGUCAAGUGUACUAUUACCCGGCUUUUAACGCUGAGCGAGAUGGGAAGAAGUUUAGCAAGGAGCUGGCACACUGUCUUGUUCGCGAAACUGCAUGGGAGGCCGUGAUGCGCGUUCGCUGUACAAAGGGAAUGCGUCUCGCAAACUUUUACGGCAACUUUUUCUUGCGAGGACCGGACUUACUGGCGCUUCCGACGUGCAAUGCGGAUUCGACGUUUGCGGUAGAGAUUACGCAUAGUGACGCACUUUUGACGUCCUCGACGAUUUCCGUGCAAGCUGGCGUGCUGUAUACGAAUUCGGGUGGUGAGCGACGGAUUCGUGUGCACACCGUUUGCAUUCCGGUCACCAAACUGUUUGCGGAGCUCUUCCGCCAGGUUGAUCAAGACGCACUGUGCAAUAUCAUGGCCAAAAACGCGCUGGAAAUUGCGCUCAAGACUGGACUGGACAAUGGUCGAUCACGAUUGCAGACACAGUGCGCGGACAUUGUACGUGCCUACCGGAACUCAGGUGCUUAUGGUGCCAAGCAACCCUCUGGUUACCAGUUGCACCUCCCUGAAACAAUGCAGCUUCUACCUCUGUACAUCAUGUCUCUUCUGAAAAACCCAACCUUGCGUGGUGGCACCGACCUGGCGGUAGACGAGCGCACAUUUUUGCAAUAUGAGUUGAACAAUAUGCCUGUCGAGCUGUCACGGGUGUUUAUUUACCCGCAAAUGUUUGCUCUGCACAACAUGCCGCCUGAGGUGGGCCUGCCUACUAGAGAAGUCCAAACUGUUGAGGGUAUUGACGGAGUCGACGCUACAUCCGUUGUUCUUCCAUCGAUACUUAAUCUUUCUAUCGAAAGACUACAGUGCGACGGAUUGUUUUUGCUAGACGACACAUUAAGCCUCUACUUGUGGGUUGGUCGUUCGGCUUCACCUGAACUUUUGGAGAGCCUUUUUGGCGUUUCUUCUAUGGAGGGCGUGGAUUGCAGCCAGUUGAAACUUCUGGCUCCACAUGACGACAUAAGCCACCGUGUGAACUCCAUAUUAUCAGCAAUUCGCUCUGAGCGAUUGCCCUACCAGAACGUGGUGAUUAUGCGAGAGGGUGAUCCGGCUGAGGGCCGUUAUUUUUGGAAGCUAGUAGAAGACCGGGCGAGCUUCCCCGGUGGCUCAUAUUCGUACUCGGAGUACUUGGGUCAAAUUAGCCGUAUGAGUCUUACUAGCGGAACUGGCGGAAGAUAG
Messenger RNA from Peronospora belbahrii, 2754 nucleotides. NCBI's taxonomy places the organism in Eukaryota, Oomycota, Peronosporomycetes, Peronosporales, Peronosporaceae. The record is from the annotation of a GenBank genome assembly.